Messenger RNA from Branchiostoma belcheri (Belcher's lancelet), 2644 nucleotides. RefSeq lists its product as uncharacterized. NCBI's taxonomy places the organism in Eukaryota, Metazoa, Chordata, Leptocardii, Amphioxiformes, Branchiostomatidae. Gene Ontology annotation, molecular function: protein binding; calcium ion binding. The coding region runs from base 314 to 2425 and encodes 703 amino acids. The record is from RefSeq and is a predicted model, not a curated record. The transcript has 7 exons.
AAUAGGGUGUAGACCUCAUUACACGUCUUUAUACCAGCUGUUACUGGCCCCCAUUUUGGAACAGUCCUAUUCAAAUUCCCACACACACGACAGACAGUCGGGGCAGCGCACAUUCGGUCUGUAGACUUGAGGAUUUUGCUCUAUUCUUGCGGGCUGUCUGACCAUGGAUUGGGCCCUUCGUCCGGAUUGAAUCCUCGGGGCCGCCUGUGUGUCUGGAUUUACGGAUGUAGACUCCGUAAAGUACGAUUCGAUAGUAUCGCUGCUAAAAAGGUGGGCACCAUAGUUCCAACCCUGUGGCUUUUGAUUGUCCACCAUGCGUGCCCUGAGCUGGACGGUCCGGCUCCUGUCCGUGCUUGUCGUGUCCACCCUGCUGCGUGCCCAGGACAUCCCCGUGUUCGACGACUUUCCCGACGACUUGGGGUCAGGGGUCCCGCCCUUCCCGCGCCCCGCAGUCUUCCCAGAGUGCACCGAGGGGACCUCGUGCGUGCUGAGCUGCCGCUACACAGACAACAAGGGUAACGUGAUCCCGAACAAGCCCCCGGUCCGGCUGACCAUGGACAAGCAGGAGGACCGGCUGCGGGGGCUGGUGUCCCGCCAGGAGGAGGUCAUCUAUCAGCAGGGCCUGCUGGAGCAGCAGCAGCAGCAGCUGGUCAACCUGCUGCAGGCCUCCACUGCAGACCAGCAGCUGGCCGCGCUGGACAGCGAGACGUGCCUGUCGUGCAACCCGACGCAGUGGUGUGACCGGGAGGGUAAGACGCAGUGCCGGGACUGCACCGUCUGCCAGGGCGGGUACCGGGCCCGCUCAGACUGCACCAAGUUCACGGACGCCACCUGCAUCGACAUCGACGAGUGUCGGGAGGGCACGGACAACUGCAAGGCGGACGAGCUGUGCGUCAACACGCAGGGUACCUUCGUGUGCGUGGAGAGCGUCGGCAGGUGCCCCAAGGACAGCUACUUCGACCUGAAGACGAAGAAGUGUGAGAGCUGCAGCGUCUGUACGGAGGGGAUCAGUUUCCUGUACCUGCCAUGCGGCGUGGUGAACGACUCGGUCUGCACUCCCUCCGUCGGCGCCACGCUGUCCUCUCUGUGGAUGGGCAAAAUCAACGACCCUACUUUAGUCACGAGGGCGGAGAACCUAGCCAGCGGGUUAAAGGUGGACCUGAGCUCCUUCCACGCGCAGAACAAUUCGUACUUCCAGAACAUGCCGAGGAAGGGGAUGGUGAAGUUUCGCAAGCACGGCUUCGUCACGGUCACGUUCAACUUCGCGGCCCGACACUCGUGCAACGACUACAUGCAGUUCGGAGUGAAGACGUCUGAGCUGGGCGGGCUAGCGGCCUCACGGCUCACGGAGCUCAGCGGGAAGUUCUUCCAGGGCUCAACCAUCUCCACCACGGUGGAGGUGGACCCUCAGGACGAGCUGAGCCUUGACGUGAAGAGCGGGACGUACUACUGCUUCAAGAACUCCAACGACGCCCGCUACUCCACCACGUUCGAGGAGAUCGCCCCGGACAACCUGGCGGGACCGAUGAGCCUGCUGUGGCUGUCCCACGAGAGCGCCGCCGUCUUCCUGCGCGCAGAAACCCGCCAGACCACCUACGAGACCGGCUGGCGAGCCACCUUCAACAUGAAGGAAACCUCUGAUCAUUACAUCCUGCGUUUAGACUCGUACACGUACUUUAACAUCAGAGAGGGAGGCAACCUGAGGUUCUCGUUCAUGCAGGCGUACUUUCUGAGCGGGCAGGCGUGCCGAAGUAACGGCCUGGUGGUCAUCCCGAAACUGUUAAAACGGGACGGUCAAGUCAUCGACUUGUUUGAGAACUAUCAGAGAGGCGUACCCCUGCAGUAUAACUCCAUCCUCACCGCCGGUAGCGUGCCAGUGGAGUAUAACGACAAACUCUUCUUCGACGUGGAGACGGCGCGGAGCUGCAAGAUGUACUUCUACGGGAAUAACGAGGGAGUCGGCACCGUGAGCCUGCUGUGGGUCCCGUUCCGCCAGUCGGCGCUGUACGCCGGGAUGCUGGUGAACGGGGACGACCUGUUCGGGGUCGGGGAGGAGACACAGCUGCGCUUUCAGGAGGUGAACAACACGGACGCGCGCGCGCUGCGACAGCUCCGCAACGGCAAGCUCAAGUUCAAGCGCAGCGGGCGCAUCCUGGUGGACUACCACGGCGUCCUCAUGCACUCCUGCGCGUACGCCAAGGUGACCGUGUACUACGAGAACCGGCCAGGAGCAACCCCUAUCCCUUUCGCCCAGCAAGUGCAGGGGAAGACGGACUCGGAAAAGGAGGGGAUAGUGUUGAGUGGCGCGUACACGGUCAAGGCUAACUCCAGGAUAUACUUAACGUUGACGUGUGCAGAGGGAAGAGUGAACGAAGUCUUGAACGGGAGAGUAAAUGCGGUAUCUGUACUGUGGUUCCCUCCAUAACAUUAUAUUAGUAACUUUUACAAGAGAUUUUUCAUGCGUUCUACUUACUAUAUAGAUUCAUUCUACUAGCACUUGUUUGGUACUAGUAUUAUAGAAACUGUUAUGACAUUUCCCCCAUACAAAAAUUCACUUUCUCUGUAAAUGUCAUGUUAAAAAUCCUUUUGUUUUGUUUUCUACACCAUUAUGUUUUGAGUCUGUUACAAAACGGAUAGCACCCAG